Messenger RNA from Octopus sinensis (East Asian common octopus), 967 nucleotides. Its product is annotated as trafficking protein particle complex subunit 4. The transcript is spliced from 5 exons. Gene Ontology annotation, cellular component: TRAPP complex. The record is from RefSeq and is a predicted model, not a curated record. NCBI's taxonomy places the organism in Eukaryota, Metazoa, Mollusca, Cephalopoda, Octopoda, Octopodidae. Bases 22 to 672 code for a protein of 216 amino acids. Gene Ontology annotation, biological process: endoplasmic reticulum to Golgi vesicle-mediated transport.
ACGAGUUGUCUGCACUGAAAAAUGGCUGUUUUGAGUGUUUACAUCAUUAACAAGGCUGGAGGCCUUAUUUAUCAAUUCGACCAGAAUUCCAACAGACCCGAAAUAGAGAAGACGUUUGGUUAUCCUUUGGACAUCGUUCUGAAGGUUCACGAUGACAAAGUAGUCGUUUCUUUUGGCGAACGAGACGGCGUUAAAGUGGGACAUACUGUACUUGGUAUUAAUGGAAUUACGGCUGAAGGUCGAUAUCUCAAGGAUGGCCGUGACAUUCUGGAACUUUUGGCCUGUGAAGAAAAUUACCCAAUCAACAUAAAAUUUGGUCGGCCAAAAUUAACGACAAACGAAAGAAUUAUGCUUGCCAGCAUGUUUCACUCAUUAUACACCAUCAGCUGCCAACUUUCUCCUGAGCCACGUUCUUCUGGAAUUGACCUGAUAGAGACAGACACAUUCAAAUUACAUUGUUUCCAAAGUAUGACAGGCCUCAAGUUUCUGGCACUCACGGAUCUGCGACAAAUUGCUGUGGAACAGCUUCUUAGGAAAAUGUAUGAAGUUUACUCUGACUACGCCUUAAAGAAUCCAUUUUACUCGUUGGACAUGCCAAUCAGGUGUAAUCUUUUUGAAACAAAUCUUCAGGCUUGUAUUGAGCAAUCAGAACGUGCAGGAAUGGGAAUGUAAGGACAUGUGUUUCAUUCAGCUACAAAACUAAAAUCUCUGAUGAAACCAGAAACUGUCAACAGUCAUUGUUCUUUUUUGCUAUUCUUGAAUGACUGAUUAUUUUCUGACACUAGAAUGGCCUGACCAACUGGCAUGGUACUCCAACCAGCAAAAUGUAAGACAAUUUGACCAAAAGAUCAAAAUAUCACCCAGAAUACUUACGGCCUCUCAACAUUCCCAGAGAAGAUGAUGUAAAUAACCCAAAUAAAAUAUGAUAUUGUUGUUGUAUUUAAUGCAGCCAUGAUGGCUUCAAGCA